AUGAAGAUGCUAAAACUGAAGCGAGCGUUUGGACCCGGACCAGGGCGUCGUCAUUGGCUCGAGCCAAAGAUGGGAAAACAGGCGUCGUUGAGAAAGAGUAGAGAAAAAAAAACAACAAAAAAGAGACACGCGGGACGUCGACUUGUUGGAAUUCUUCGAGUGUUUCACCGCUCCAGGGCGUCUUCCUUCUUUUUCUUUUGUUUUUACUGCUUUGAUGUUGUUCAAGACAAGCCGGACAUAUGUGGCGUCGCCAAGGUUGAAGUGUCUCGGAGACGCAGAGAGGGAUUGACUCGUGCGUCAGAUGUUUGGAAGGCGCUGCCACGAGGUAAAAGGAACGACGGCCGCGGUCAGAUGAUUGGAGUAUUGAUUGGCCAGCCCGGCGGUCCUCUCACUGGGACGGUGCAGUACGGAUGCAGUCAGAGAGAGACACUGCGGAGAGAGUUAGAGCGAGUCGAGUCGAGUCGAGUGCUGAUGAAGGAACGAGAUUGGCGGUCAGGUGGAGGAAUGUCGGCCAAGCACUCUGUAUCGAAACAGAGGAAAGAAAAGAUGGACUGCAGAUGGCAGUGA
Messenger RNA from Colletotrichum truncatum, 567 nucleotides. RefSeq lists its product as uncharacterized. NCBI's taxonomy places the organism in Eukaryota, Fungi, Ascomycota, Sordariomycetes, Glomerellales, Glomerellaceae. The record is from RefSeq and is a predicted model, not a curated record.